Pangasianodon hypophthalmus (striped catfish) is the source of this 2485-nucleotide messenger RNA. RefSeq lists its product as uncharacterized. Lineage: Eukaryota; Metazoa; Chordata; Actinopteri; Siluriformes; Pangasiidae. The record is from RefSeq and is a predicted model, not a curated record. The transcript is spliced from 4 exons. Bases 1 to 885 code for a protein of 294 amino acids.
AUGGCAUGGUGCAGAACAGCUCUGUGGAUCUGGCUCUUAACAGCAGUGUAUGAGAGGUGCUGCUCUUCUCCUAGUAGUUUCUCUAAGUCCCUCAGCCUGACCCGCGCUGUCCGCUCCCGUGUUCAGCAGCUUCUUCUCAGAUACAAAGAAGAACAGUUUGGUGAUACGAACUUUGAUGACAAGAGGAUCGUAUUAAAAACACUACCAACAGUCACCAUUAACUAUCGGACCUGGCUGCAAAUGGAGGACACUGAGCGCUUGUACCGUGCUUCUCAUGACCUUCAAUCAUUCUGGACUCACCUGGAGAGUCAGCGUCAGAAACUGCAGGGGAAUAGUGGUCGAUCUGAAGGGAAAGAGAUGAAGAAGAGAAACAGGCGAGGAAGACCAUGUCAGUCCUUGUCCCAGAGCAUUCUGGGAAUCCAGCUGGACCUCCGGGACCUCAUGAGACAAGUCAACUCUCAGGUAUGUACACACAAAAUCCAGCCCUGCUAUCCUUUCGCUCUUUCUUCACAGCUACUCAGCAUAAACACAUUAAAGAAGGAUGACUACACACACACACCUCCUUCAACCACCACCACUUCUUCUUCAACCUCCAGGCCGAGUGUACCCUCGACCUCGACCUCAACCUCGACCGUCUCUCCGCCUGGCUCCACUCUUUCUGCUCUGGAUCUGAUUCUGUCCUCCACUCUCCGUACCACGGCUGUCCCGUCAGUCACUCAGCCCAGAAAGGGUGAGCCUUCCCCGGGCACGGUGCAGGAGAACACUCCUAAGGCUGUCUCUUCUCAGUGGAUGUCCGUUCUCGAGGGCUACGUCAUCCUCCGUGACCUCGAGCGCUACCUAAGCAGGCUAGUGCGGGAUUAUACGCUGCUGCGGGCUAAAUACUGACAUGGAAACCAGCGCCUGAAUGAAACCAAGUGAAACCAAGUGAAACCAAGUGUUUAACCCUGUACACUGGAGCACAUUCCAAUGCAGCUAAGACGAGGACCUAUGCACCUCAAUUAGUGUUUAUUUAUUUUUGCAACAAUAUUUAUAUUUUUUAAAGUUUAAUUUCUAUAGUAUUUUCUCACUCUGUGUUUGUUUUCCAAUUUAAAGCUGCGGUAUGUAAUUUUUUAAACUGUAAUAACUGUAAUUUUGGAGAUCCCUUAGAAAGAAUGUGAUUCAAAAUACUGCUAUGCAGUGCUUCUCCCUAUUUUCUUUAUUUCAGGCCUCUGUUUACAUUUUUCUGGGCCAGAAAUAAGCUGAACCCCUCCCUUUUUCUGUAAAAUGAGAACAGAUUGGGCUUUUUUUUUCACUGUCAGUGAAAUUUCAUUUCAUUUUGUCCUUGAUUGAGUAAUAGUGAUGGAACUGAGGCAGCUGCAAGAUCUCUAAUAGAUCUAAUCUAAGGUAUGUUCAUAUUGGGCAUACAAGAUUUACCUGCUCACCAUUCAAGAGUGUUUUAAAUGGAACAACAUUCCAUAAUACGUCACAGCCAUCUGAAGUUGUACUUGACAUUUUAACAUUUUUUAAAAAAUCGUAUUUUUACGAGGCGUAGGAGGGGGUUUCAGGUUUGAAUCCCCCUAAUUUUUUUUCUGACACUGCCAAAUGCUUAUUCCUGGCUGGGUUACAUAACAACCAUACAGCGCAGAUGAUUAUGUUCGUGUCAUGUAAUGUGUUGCGCAGUAAUUGUUCAAAACAUCAACUAAUCAUUACAAUUAAAAAGACAUCAUUACGAUUCCUAAAUAUUCAACCGCCUGAAUGUCAAACAACCUUUUGUUCUUCAGGAUGUUGCUCUACUAAAAGAACUCAUCACUCUUAUCAAAUUAUUUCCUGGCCACGCCACUGUUUGUGGCCUUCUCCUUCAAAAACAUUCUUGGAUUUUUCAGCAGAUGUAGAUUUAUGGACUUUUGGAGUAGUGUAGUGGAGCAAGGGCUUGGAAAUGAAUCAUGGCAUUUCUUACUGAAGCUACUGAUUGUUAUUUAUUUCCUAUCCACUGUGAAUUGACAAAGGGACCAAGUACAUGUUGCACUUUUUUAACCAUCCUUUAUGUAAAGGCAUAACUGCUUAGCUAAAAGUUUAUAGCUGGGCUGUAUUGAACCAAUGCACAGGUUUAAAUACAGUGCAUAAUUAUCAUUUUAAGCUGUGAUUUGAGGUCGUUUUUGUUGUGCAGUCAUUCACCAUUUCCACCAAGUACAGUAUCACUUUAGAAUCUGAUAGAAGGUUUCCACUAUGGUAUUUCCCAAACAAACCCAUACUUCCUCCUUCAUUCAAGAGCCAGCCAAUCGCACGACAGCAUGAUUGAUGGUUUUACCCUCCCUCUCCCCCCGUACUUUCCGCUCUCAUGCACUUAUUUAUUGGAUUACUAUUUAUUUAUUUAUUUAAGUUAUAAAUGUUUUUUUUCAUUGAUUAUUGCCAAUUCAGUGUUUCAGAGUAUUUUAUACAUUUUACAGUUGAGUGUUAUAUAGUCUAAUCAAUACUGCAGAUGUGUUCUGUUACACAAAUAAAAAUA